This is a messenger RNA of Entelurus aequoreus (snake pipefish), 6339 nucleotides long. Its product is annotated as serine/threonine-protein kinase PAK 3. Gene Ontology annotation, molecular function: protein serine/threonine kinase activity; ATP binding. NCBI's taxonomy places the organism in Eukaryota, Metazoa, Chordata, Actinopteri, Syngnathiformes, Syngnathidae. The record is from RefSeq and is a predicted model, not a curated record. The transcript has 16 exons. Gene Ontology annotation, cellular component: cytoplasm. The coding region runs from base 217 to 1959 and encodes 580 amino acids. Gene Ontology annotation, biological process: regulation of actin cytoskeleton organization; regulation of MAPK cascade; intracellular signal transduction.
CAGUGAGCAGCCAGUGAAGCAUCCAGCCUGCCGAACAAGCCUGCUUUUAGGGUCAGGAACUGGUCUGACAAGAGAAUGGCAAUCCUGCCGCCUUCAAACUGUCACUAGGACCCGGAGCGGAAGAGGAUGAAUCCACCAGAGGUGCUGGCUCACAGGCGAAACACGGACCGAGAGAAUGUGAAGACAUAUUUCAGGACAUUGUGAGUGCUACUAAAGAUGUCUGAUAGUGUCGAUAUUGAAGAGAAACCACCAGCCCCUCCCUUGAGAAUGAACAGUAGUUCCCGAGACUCUUCAUCAGUGAAUCCUGCCUCUAAACCGCUUCCAAUGGCUCCCGAAGAGAAAAUCAAGAAGGUGCGCCUGCGCUCCAUCUUCCCUGGAGGAGAUAAGACAAACAAGAAGAAGGAGAAGGAGCGUCCCGAGAUAUCCCUCCCCUCCGACUUUGAACACACCAUCCAUGUUGGCUUUGACGCAGUAACAGGAGAAUUCACAGGCAUCCCAGAGCAAUGGGCGCGCCUCCUACAGACCUCCAACAUCACCAAACUGGAGCAGAAGAAGAACCCACAAGCCGUAUUGGACGUCCUCAAGUUCUACGACUCCAAAGAGACCGUCAACAACCAGAAGUACAUGAGCUUCACCUCAGGAGACAAGUCCGCACAUGGUUACAUAGCAGCAAACACUCUGAAUCGACUGCUGUCAUCUGGGCCACCUGUCAGCCUUAGAACCUGCAGCGCAUUAUUUGACAAGGGUGCCAAAACAUCAACUUCAGAACCCCCCAUCGCGCCGCCUGUGUCAGAAGAGGAGGACGAGGAGGAAGAGGAAGAAGAGGAGGAGGAGGAAGAUGAAGACGACGACGACGAUGAACUUCCACCGGUCAUUGCGCCUCGACCUGAGCACACCAAAUCUAUCUACACACGCUCAGUCAUGGACCCACCCAAGCCUCCCACCCCGGUCCAAGAGGUGGUGACGCCACCCGAGUCGCAGGUCCAGCCCGACAACACAUCCAGCACAAUGUAUCGUAACACGGACCGCCAGAGGAAGAAGUCCAAAAUGACAGAUGAGGAGAUCCUGGAGAGACUCAUCUCUGACUCAGGGAGUAUCGUGAGUGUCGGGGAUCCUAAGAAGAAGUACACGCGCUUUGAGAAAAUAGGACAAGGGGCUUCUGGCACUGUGUAUACCGCCAUCGACAUAGCAACAGGCCAAGAGGUGGCCAUCAAGCAGAUGAACCUGCAGCAGCAACCCAAGAAGGAGCUGAUCAUCAAUGAGAUCUUAGUGAUGAGGGAAAACAAAAACUCUAAUAUAGUCAACUACCUGGACAGUUACCUGGUAGGAGAUGAGCUGUGGGUGGUGAUGGAGUAUUUGGCCGGCGGCUCGUUGACAGACGUGGUGACUGAGACCUGCAUGGACGAGGGCCAGAUAGCAGCGGUUUGCAGAGAGUGUCUUCAGGCGCUGGACUUCCUCCACUCCAACCAGGUGAUCCACCGAGACAUAAAAAGUGACAACAUCCUUUUGGGCAUGGAUGGUUCGGUCAAGCUGACCGACUUUGGCUUCUGCGCCCAAAUCACUCCGGAGCAGAACAAGCGCAGCACAAUGGUGGGGACGCCUUACUGGAUGGCACCGGAGGUAGUGACCCGGAAGGCUUACGGCCCAAAAGUGGAUAUCUGGUCUUUGGGAAUUAUGGCUAUAGAAAUGGUGGAGGGCGAACCGCCGUACCUAAAUGAGAAUCCACUCAGGGCCUUGUAUCUGAUCGCUACCAACGGGACACCGGAGCUCCAGAACCCAGAGAGACUGUCCUCAGUCUUCAGAGACUUCCUCAAUCGUUGCCUGGAGAUGGACGUGGACCGCAGAGGUUCUGCCAAGGAGCUGCUUCAGCAUUCCUUCCUCAAGCUGGCCAAGCCGCUGUCCAGCCUGACGCCUCUGAUUGUAGCUGCCAAGGAAGCCAUAAAGAACAGCAGUCGCUAGAGGGCGCCCUCUAUGCUCACCCAAGGCUGCAGCCCUGCUUGUGCGUGCAGGCCGGGUCAUGUGACGGCACAAAGCGGGAGGGGGUCCGAGUGGAGCUCUCUCUUCCCCCUUGCAUUUACGUAGGACGGAUGUCGGCCUUGCAGCCUCUCGGCCCCGUGCUGCUACUAAAAAGGACACGUUUUUCUUUGCGCUCAUGUACAUGUAGAGCAAUCCAUCACUAGUGUGUGUGUGUGUGUGUGUGUGUGUGUGUGUGUGUGUGUGUGUGUGUAGGUUCUGUAUGGGGGGAAAACAGUCGCUUCAAAACCAAAAAAAGAGGACAAAAACGCCCUCAAAAAAGAGCUUUUGGUCGAGUUUUCUCAUGUGCGGUGCUAGAACAGGCCACGCCCACACCUGCAGUCACUGUGCUCAGUAUGAGUGAGUGCGUAUUCGUGUGUGUGUGUGUGUGUGUGUGUGUGUGUGUGUGUGUGUGUGUGUGUGUGUGUGUGUGUGUGUGUGUGUGUGUGUGUGUGUGUGUAGGUGCAGUUACAGGGGAGAAAGCAAGGUUCAUUUAACACUCUUAAAACCUUAAAGGGGCUGUUUGCAAUUUCCUCACAGUAACAUUUUUCAAAGCAAAAAAUAUAAGAACACCAUUGGGUAGCUUGUUGCCAUUAGUGGGUUAACAGAAGUCAUUUGUUUGACAAUUGUCUAUAUUUUUCACAAUUACACAGUUUAUGAAAUAAAAACAUUUGGUUUGAUCGGUGUUUACGACGGUCACUCGCCCGGUCUUGUCAACACGUACGCGCAGGAAGCGCAUACACACGUACAAGACCAGUCCGAGAGAAGCAACGAACAAUUUGCAGUCACGUUGUUUUAUAUGAUGGAAUAUAAAGCUAAUGCCAGCUAUCCAAAUUGCUAUUGUUAGCUAGCAACACCUAAAGCUAAUGUGCGUGCGUCUGUUGCGUACGUUCGUAAUGACGUCAUUACGUAGAAGUGGUAAGAGGGUGGGAUAUGCUGUGUCAAAUACAUUGGAAAGUUGGCGCCCUCUAUGCAUCUGUGUAAAUGUUGCAAACAGCCCAUUUAAGAUAGACGAUACACUCUUAGGAUCCAAAAGAGAUCCGCUCAUAAAAGUGUCAUUCGUCAGUUAGCAAUAAAAUGUACUCCCCCCCCCACCCCACCCCACCUUUAACACUUGAAAUCUUUCAACAUUUCUACAACUAUCUAUUGAUAUAGUUUUUUUUUUGUCAUAAAUAACGGAAAAAUGCAAAUAAUGCAACAUUUUAGGUGUGUAAUGAUUCGUUUUAACGAUUCAAUUCGAUAUUUUGCUUGCCGAUACGAUUCAGGGAUGAUUUUUUUAUUUAUUUUGUUUUAUAGAGAUAUGAUACGAAAUGAUUCAGUGAGUUGAAAUCGGUUCAGUAACUUUUUAGCAAAACAAAUCAGAUAUCAUAGUCAGGAUACAGGACACUGCAGGUGAAGUUUCUUAUAUUCCUGCUAUUUAUUGUAGAUAAUUAUGUAUAAAUGAAUUAUGGAUACAAACAAGCAAAACUUGCUGAGCACAGAGCGAUAUACUUGAAAUUUAAGAAUAUCAAUCGAUGUAUCGAUCAAUCGUUACACCACUACAAUAUUUCUUAAAAUAGGUUGGAGGGAAAUAUUUGAGGUCGGGUAAUUCAAGUGUCGAAUAGGUAAAUCAUUUAUGAAAAUUGAUUUUGAUACAGUAGACAGAAAAACUGUGCCUCCUGAGCUAGAAUGAGAGAGAAAGCAGGCAGGACUUGGUUGAGUUUAUUGAGUUCACACAAGUCUUUUAUACAUCUGUCAUGUUAUAUAUAUAUAACUGCCCGAGAUCAUUUUUAUUGCAUUUUAGCGGUUUAAUGAUAGUUUAACUCAUUUACGCUCAUCAAAGCUCUGAGAAUUAUGCCCAGUUGAAGUCAUCAAAGCUGAAAGAAUUAUGCUCACGGUUUCCUGGCGCUAUCUGGAGGUUAUUUAUACCAAAACAGAAUGUUCUUGUUUUUCAAAAUUGGCGAACAUUUAAUUCAUUCGGUUUUCAUAGAAAAAACAUAAUAAUAUACCAGGAUUACAGUUAGCUAAAAAACAGUUAUAAUGGAAGUCAAUGUUGCCGAAAGAGUUCCUAAGAGAAAGUGCGCUUACUUUGUUUAUAUAGCUAACAAGGUUGCAAUCAAAAACAAAAUGCAAUUUCUUAUUGGAAAAAAAAUGGGGAAAAACCUUCUAGUGAAACGUAAACACAAAAAAUGUAGCAUGUAAUACCUGUUUUGGGGCCUAGUGGUGCACAAGGGAUAACUAAACUGGGUUUGAGUCUUUUAAUUGGUCCGGCUGCAUUCUGAUUUUAUUUCAUUUGAUCACAUUUCCAACAAUACGGAUAAGAAUAUUUAAUCUUAAGACAAAUAAAUCCGUCUCUACAUUGUCAGCUGUAUACAUUAUUUGAAAAUAGUGCAUGCAUUUGAGCAGCAUGCUUUUUUAAAUAAGACUAUUCCUUGUUAAAGGGGAACUGCACUUUUUGGGGGGAAUUUUGCCUGUUGUUCACAAUCCUUAUGAAAGACAUGACGACGGAUGUAUUUUUUUUUUAUAUGCAUUCUAAAUAUUAAACGUAAAUAAUAGUCAGCUUACAGCGGAGCCAAUGGGAAUAAAUGAUAAUAAAUAAAUGGGUUAUACUUGUAAAGCGCUUUUCUACCUUCAAGGUACUCAAAGCGCUUUGACAGUAUUUCCACAUUUACCCAUUCGCACACACAUUCGCACACUGAUGAAGGGAGCUGCCAUGCAAGGCGCUAACCAGCAGCCAUCAGAGGCAAAGGGUGAAGUGUCUUGCCCAAGGACACAACGGACGUGACUAGGAAGGUAGAAGGUGGGAAUUGAACCCCAGUAACCGGCAACACUCCGAUUGCUGGCACAGCCACUCUACCAACUUCGCCACGCCGUCACUAUUCUGCCCAAAAAAUCCAAUGAUGCAUUCAAAAAGCGCCAACAAUACUCUAUUUACAUUUGCUGACUUGAAUAUUAACCAAGUAUAAGUGAUAUUGUUAUUAUGAGCGCUAACGCAGACAAACUAUUUAGAGCGUCGCCGUGAUCAUUACCGUGUGUCCCUAUGUUUACAUCAUCUGCUGUUUCCUUGCUUCCCUGCGCUUUGUAAGUUCCGACAAGUUGGGACACUUUGACAGCCGUUUCCGACCUGGAAAUGGCGAGAACGACACGAAAAGCACUUGUCUCACCACCCCCCUGGUGGAGUCUGGAAAUGUGUGUGUUCUCUUACUGACUUGUGGGGGUCGCUUUUCCCCAUGUAACUACAAUAGUGUGUGCGUUCUUGUCUUCCAACGCACUUCCAAAACAUCCUUUCAUCCAAUGACACUGUGCAUAUAUGUGUGUGUGUUGUGUGUGUGUGUGUGUGUGUGUGUGUGUGUGUGUGUGUGUGUGUGUGUGUGUGUGUGUGUGUGUGUGUGUGUGUGUGUGUGUGUGUGUGUGUGUGUGUGUGUGUGUGUGUGUGUGUGUGUGUGUGUGGGCUACCUCAGGCCAGGCCUCCACCCUGACAGGAGGUGCAGGGUAGCUGCUCACCCCCAUGUUUGUACAGCAGAGGUCCACCAGAUGAAGGAGUGAUGCAACACAAGUCAUGCAUGUUAAACAACCAAUAGUGUAUCUCAUCAUUCACAUAGGUUAAGAUUGUUAGAAUAUGUAUGUAUGUAAAUAUAACAGGGGGUGACAAGCCCCGCCCCCGCCUCUCUCCACCAAUCCCCACUUUUUUUUUUCUUUUUUUUUUGGCAAAUUUAUGUAAGAAUCUUCAGGCUGCGUUAUGAUAAAUGUUGUUGCAUCCUGCAAAUGGCAGAAAAGAACACACACUUCUGUCUUGGGACACCAGAGUAUUUGUGUGCCUGUGAGGACCUUUCGCUGAGAGUACUCAUGUCCAGUACAUGUGCGGACUGUGAGCACAAAACCAAGGUGAAGAUGGGGAAGACUCUGACCGCCACCAUUUUGUGUGGUCGCUCCUUUACAUUCCUAUCUUCUCAAUCUGUCAAUCUGUACACGUGCUGUGACAAUUCCUCUAAUGUGUAUCAAGAGAAUGGAACAAAGACAAAAAAAUGUUACUUUUUAAAUUAUUAUUCUUCUUACUCUUAUUAUUGUCUAGCUUUGUAAAAAAAAAAACUUAAAAAAACUGCUGAUCCAUCCGGCGCACCUCAGCAGGCUGACCCCCCCACUCCCCCCACCCGCCUCCUCGCCUUUGGAAAAGGACAAAACGAGCGAUGGGAGACAUGAGGUUUUGCAUAAAGUAUUUUUGUGGUUGAAGCAAUAGACUUUUUGAACUUUGAAUUGUGCAUGGCUGUGUCUUGAGUGUAAACAAAACAAAAAAAAAAGAAAACAUCACAGUUUGGGAACUGGACUGAAAUAAAAGGAGGAAACAAG